This is a messenger RNA of Racocetra persica, 675 nucleotides long. The record is from the annotation of a GenBank genome assembly. Lineage: Eukaryota; Fungi; Glomeromycota; Glomeromycetes; Diversisporales; Gigasporaceae.
AUGAAUAAUUAUCAAAGAAUUGAAUUGCCCUAUGAACUUAAUGAAUUAGAAUGGGUUAUUUCUUUCAAAACCAUGUAUUAUCAUUACAAUAUUCUCCACAAAAAUUACGAAGUCAAACUUUUGGAAACACUGCGGGGGACUGAAAUCCCUGAACAAUUUUCUACUCUGGAAAACUUAAUGGAAAAUUUGGAGAAAUUGCCAGAGGAAAUAAAAAAUGACCAAAAAGCACGUGAACUGGCGGGGAAAGUUAACCCCGAUUUGCUAAAUCUUAUUCAAGAAAAGUUUGGCAGUUUAGAAAAAUUAAAAAAAGAAUUGGUAAAAAGUGCCUUAAAAGAUGGGCCUUGGUCUUUACAUUUACGGCCGCUAAUUGCUAUUGACUUCAAAAUGACAAAAAAAAUUAUUUCUUUUCGGUUAAAAGACCAAGAACAAAACCCAAAAAUCAAAGAAGGAGAAUUGGUAGGAAUUCCUAUUCAAUCAUGUCACGACCUCAUUUGGGGAAAUUGCGGUUAUUUGCUAGUUUCCAACGAUAAAGAGGCGAUUCAAUUUUUGGAAAAAGAAAGAGACGAACCUCAUUAUUUUCAAUUAGAAACCGAAGUUCGAGCGGAAGGACAAUUCAUGGAAGAUGUAAUUUCUGACGAAGGAAAAAAAUUAGGGCAAAUAGGCAAAGAAAGAUGA